Messenger RNA from Megalops cyprinoides (Indo-Pacific tarpon), 1895 nucleotides. RefSeq names its product eukaryotic translation initiation factor 3 subunit J-A-like. Lineage: Eukaryota; Metazoa; Chordata; Actinopteri; Elopiformes; Megalopidae. The coding region runs from base 49 to 789 and encodes 246 amino acids. Gene Ontology annotation, molecular function: translation initiation factor activity. The record is from RefSeq and is a predicted model, not a curated record. The transcript is spliced from 8 exons. Gene Ontology annotation, cellular component: eukaryotic translation initiation factor 3 complex; cytoplasm.
GACGCGCUCACACGCCGCCUAGUUAAGACACACACACACACAGUCAAGAUGGGGGAUGCGGAUUCGUGGGACGCCGACAACUUCGAGCCUGAGGAGCCGAUCAAAAAGGCGCCAGUACUGGAUAAAUGGGAAGGCGAGGACGAGGAGGAAGAUGUAAAGGAUAAUUGGGAUGAUGAGGAUGAGGAAGAGCAGAAGGUUGAAAUAAAGAAAGCAGAAGUAAAAGUUUCAGAUAAGAAAAAAUUAAGUGAAAAAAUCAAAGAAAAAGAAAAUCUUCAAAGAAAAAAACAAGAGGAGCUGAAAAAGAGGUUACAACAGUCUACAGAGAAGACCAGUCUUACACCAGAGGAAGAGUUAGCAGAAAAACUCAGGGUGAAGAAACUACAAGAGGAAGCAGACCUGGAGCUGGCAAAAGAUGCGUUUGGCGUUAGUAAUAACGUGACAGGAAUUGAUGCCAUGAGCCCCUCCUCUAAAGAUGACUUUACAGAAUUCGAGAAGUUAUUAAAAGAGAAAAUAUCUCCAUAUGAAAAGUCCGUGCAUUAUUCGAGCUUCUUGGAGUCUUUGUUUCGGGAUCUCUGUAUUUCGUUGGAGGUAGAAGACUUGAAGAAAAUCAACAACUCCCUGACAGUGCUACUUAGUGAAAAACAGAAGCAGGAAAAGCAGAACAAAGGGAAGAAGAAGAAGAAGGGAGUUCUACCAGGUGGUGGUCUGAAAGCUAAGAUGAAAGAUGACCUGGCGGACUACGGGGAGUUUGACGGGGGAUAUGUCCAAGACUACGAGGACUUUAUGUGAUGAGGGCUACACUUGAGUUGGCCCCAUUUCACUUGCUUUUCCUGCCCCAAAAUGAAGCACGGCUUACUGUCCAGCACAUUGCUGGAAGGACUGAAAGACGUUGUCUGUUUAAUGUACCCAAUCUCCAGAGGUCAGAGUGGCUUUACCCAAGAGCAUUAUCUACAUGUGGUUUUGUCUCCUGGUUCAGAAAUAUGAAUGCAGGUAACCUGAUUCACUGUCCCUCAGACUGAGCAAAUAUAUUGAAAUUGACAAAUGUCCUUUGUCAAAUUCUUAUUUUGAGAAAGACUGUAUUGGACUGACAGAUGCAAUACCUGAUGUAAUUAGGUAUGUUAAAGUGUGUCAAGUAUAAGACAGAGUAAGUUUGAGCUAUUUCAGAAUAAUUUUACCAAUGAUAAAAUAUCUGAAUAGUAUUACAUUUUGACAGCUGCAGUUUCAUGGAAAUCAAUUUGAUGUUCUAUGCAAAUUAAUUAAUUUGGAAAUGUCUGUGUUUAACUAAUGGGUAUUUUGCUUUUUGUGUGAGCAGCAUUCAUUUUAUGCAGAAAAGUAUAUUUGUAUCUCUGUAUUGACUUGGGUUAAGGCAAUCCAGAUGCUCAUAUUUGAUGUUACAUUUUGGAGGGUUUUGUUCAAGAAUUUUGAACACAGUACAUGGAAAUUAGAGGUGGGACUGUUUAAAGGUAAGUAAACUGUAAAAAGUACUAGAACAAAGUGAAAUACAAAUGUGACAUUUUGUAAAAAGAUCCCAACCUCUUGCAGUCAUCCCCUGGCAAACUGGGAUGUUCCUCAAAUGUUGCGGUGAUGGAUCUCUGCUGGUCAAUUAGGGGAAAAAAAGAUUUAAAUGUUUAAUGUUUAAAGGAAUUUAGUUUGUAUUUGUGUUUGCUACUAAUGCAGUUACACAGGAUGGGAUAUCUUGUCUCAUAGUUCUGUCUUAAACAUGAUAUCUGCAAACCUUUAUUGAGCAAGCUGAGGAACAGGGAUAUACUUACUGGAAGGAUUCAGUGUGUUCAUGUAGAACUGUCUGAAAGGAAUUUGGUAGGUGUUCCCUUUUUUGUUACUUUUGACCAAAUCUACUUUAUGUAAUGCUAAGGAAAUUUGACAUUGACAGUACA